CAAAAUAUUUAUUGAGCAAUAAACCUAUACAAUUGUACAGCUAAUCUGUCACCGCCGGCGUCUUGCUCGCUACUGUGUCUAGUUACCCAUUUCAUGUAUAGUCUUUUCCCUUUUCCAUUCUUCAGCUUUUUCUCACUUGCCAUUUUCGUGAAAUCUGUGGCAUCAUCUUGCUCACGCCAUAAAAAUGACAAAGGAGAGAGGGAAAAUCGGGUCGACCCAUCUCCCCUCUAUAAACCCCAGCCAGAAAAAACAGAGGGUGGCGUUUCUUUCUGAAAUCUGUCUUAAAGGUCUAAAACAUUGAAAUGGAGCGAAAUUAUAUUGGUAAUGGUUUUCCUGCGUUCAUUAAGGUUUAUAGCCCUGAAACGUGCUAUCUGAAGCUGAAAAUUCCGUCGCGCUUUCUUGAAAAUUUCAACGGGGAUAUUCCAGUGAUCUAUCUACUUGAAGUUGAAGGUUCAGCGAGGAGAUCUUGGAGGGUUGUUAUAGAAAGGAUUGAAGAGGACUUCUAUUUCAAGGGUGGUUGGCCAAAAUUUGUGCAGGAUAAUAACUUGGACAAUGAAGAUUUUCUUAAUUUUUUUUAUGCUGGAAAUUCUACUUUUUUUGUAAAAGUAUAUGGAAAGAAUGGCUACUUGAAGCAGGAAUUAAAUGCUAUCGAGGAGCUUGAAUUGCAUCCAUUGGAUGAAGUGAAUCCUCAUGAGAUACAAGUGGCAUCUCCCUUAGCUGAUGAAGAACUUGAUGGAUCAGAAAAUUCUCUAGUCUCAGUCACGUUAUUUGAAAUCGUUAUGAAGAAAUCUAAUUUUUCGAAGAUGUUGUUGAAUUUACCCUCUACAUUUGGCAAAAAAUAUAUGAAGAGGGGGCAAGUAUUUGAGAAAAUGGCUACUCUUCAGACUGAUGGCAAAAGUUGGCCAGUUGUUGCUCGUAGUUCUGACAGACUCAAAUUUCGAAAAGGGUGGCGCCAGUUUCUACAAGACAAUGAUUUGCAUGUAGGAGAUGUUUUGCGUUUUAAGCUGAUUGAUGAGGAGAAUUUUAUACUGAAAGUUCUCAUUAGGCGCAACCCAAGUCACGUAUCUUAGAAAUUGAGGCCAUUACCUUCGAUUGUUAAGCUUACUAUUGGAGUUUUGUAUUCAUAUUGGAAUUGAAGGUUAAUGUAUCAAGAAGUUUAAAUCAUUAUUUUGUCAUAUGGUAAAUGCUUUAACAUAGUUUAACCACAGCCUGCAGUUCCAUUGCCGGCACUGUAAA
Molecule: messenger RNA, 1236 nt
Organism: Solanum tuberosum (potato)
Lineage: Eukaryota; Viridiplantae; Streptophyta; Magnoliopsida; Solanales; Solanaceae
Product: putative B3 domain-containing protein Os03g0621600
Exons: 4
Coding region: 303-1070 (255 amino acids)
Molecular function (GO): DNA binding
Source: RefSeq, a predicted model, not a curated record